Messenger RNA from Fusarium sp. VM40, 354 nucleotides. The record is from the annotation of a GenBank genome assembly. Lineage: Eukaryota; Fungi; Ascomycota; Sordariomycetes; Hypocreales; Nectriaceae.
AUGGCCCAAUUCCACCAUAGACCAACAGGAGGCGACCAGGUCUUGAUGGACGAAAGAGGCAGAAGAGACAUCAUCGGGGUCGCCUUCUUAGCUACCAUAUUUCUCGUGUUUUGGCUAGCAUCCAUCCUCAAUGUGGCGCUGCAUUGGGAUAUCAUGCGACAUAAUCCCACCGACGAGAUCAAGGCUAAAGUGCCUCAGAAUAUUGAGAUGAAGCCUAUGAAGCCCAAAGGUUCUGAUGAUCUCGAGACUGGGCUUGUGAAGCCUUCAGGUGCUAAUGAUAUCGAGAGUAUCGAGAGUGGGCUUAUGAAGCCUAAACAAUCGGAAGAUAUCGUGAGCAAGCCUAUAGAGGUGUAA